CGCGUGAGCGGCUGUCAACGGGCCAGCUGAGCGCAGAAGAGUGAACAGCGAACUGGGCUAGAAGUUCAGCAGACCAGCACAACCAACGCAAGGAAACUUUGACAGCGGACCCUAUUUUAUCCAACUUCUAAAGCAUUUGUAGGCUAAAGGUUGUGGAUUGUAGGCCUACCUUUAGUGAAUCGGUGAAUAGGCUGUACAAUCCUUGGCAGUGUUCUGAGACUGUACAGCUGCCUACUGCUUCUGAAAGACAACUUGCAUCUGAAAUGGACUGUGCGUAAAGAGCAGAGAAAUUACAUCAUCUCGAUUUGACUUUCAAUAUUCUUCAUUGUGUAUGUUAUCUGUUACUUGAAAAUUGUUGCAUAAGUGGACUGAUUCGGACUUUCGGGGGAAAUUCCAUUUGUCACUGAACUUUGCAAAAGAAAACAUGACGGCUGAUAAGGACAAGAAAAGGAGCAGUUCGGAGCGGCGGAAGGAGAAGUCUCGUGACGCGGCACGCUGUCGUCGAAGUAAGGAGACAGAGGGGUUUUACGAGCUGGCCCAUCAGCUGCCCCUCCCACACAGUGUCAGCUCCCACUUGGACAAAGCCUCCAUCAUGAGACUGGCCAUCAGCUUCCUGCGCACCCGCAAGGUCGUCGGCCCAGGCUGCUCCAACGGUGCAGAGACAGAGGAGGACAGACAGACGGACAGUAUGUAUUUGAAGUCACUGGAGGGGUUUGUCACCGUGGUUACAUCAGACGGCGACAUGAUCUUCCUCUCAGAAAACAUCAACAAGUUCAUGGGCUUAACACAGGUAGAGUUGACUGGACAAAGCAUCUUUGACUUCACCCACCCCUGCGACCACGACGAGAUUCGCGAGAACCUGAGUCUAAAAAAUGGCACUGGGAAGAAGGGGAAAGCCUUGAGCACUGAGAGAGACUUCUUCAUGAGGAUGAAGUGCACAGUGACAAACCGUGGACGCACUGUCAACCUGAAAUCAGCAAGCUGGAAAGUUCUGCACUGCACUGGCCACCUGAAGGUGUACAACAGCUGCGCCCCUCAUGGGCUGUGUGGGUUCAAGGAGCCUCCUCUCACCUGCCUGGUGAUGAUGUGUGAGCCCAUCCCCCACCCUUCCAACAUCGACACGCCCCUGGACAGCAGGACCUUCCUGAGCCGCCACAGCAUGGACAUGAAGUUCACCUACUGCGACGACAGAGUCACUGAGCUGAUGGGCUACAGUCCUGAAGAUCUGCUGGGCCGCUCUGUCUAUGAGUUCUACCACGCCUUGGACUCUGACAGUGUCACCAAGAGCCACCAGAACCUGUGCAGUAAAGGUCAGGCAGUGAGUGGACAGUAUCGUAUGCUGGCCAAACAUGGAGGCUACGUGUGGGUUGAGACCCAGGGCACAGUCAUCUACAACAGCCGGAAUUCCCAGCCGCAGUGCAUCGUCUGUGUCAACUACGUCCUCAGUGACGUGGAGAACAAGUCCAUGAUCUUCUCCAUGGACCAGACUGAGUCUCUGUUCAAGCCCCACCACAUGAACAGCUUCUUCACCCAGAGUGGUGCUGCAGUGGCCGCGGAGCCCAUCAAGACCCUGUUCACCAAACUCAAAGAGGAGCCAGAAGACCUUGCUCAGCUGGCCCCCACACCUGGAGACGCCAUCAUCACCCUUGACUUUGGAAGGCCACCGUUUGAGGAGCCUCAUCCUCCUCUUUACCCCAAGAUGUCUCCCCUGCCCCCUCCGGCCCCCCAGGGCUGGGGCAGUGAUGCCCACAAGCCCUGCCCGGCAGGAGACAUGUCCACCCACAUGGCUGCCACCUUCUCAGUGCCCCAGAACCCCACACCAGGCAGCGCCACCCCCAGCACUGCCCCCCCUAGCCUGAGCAGUUGUUCCACGCCCAGCAGCCCAGGGGAUUACUACAGCGAGAGAGAGAGUGACCUGAAGGUAGAGCUGACUGAGAAGCUCUUUGCUCUGGACACAGAGGGGCCCAAGAGCCCCGGCAGCACCCAGUCAGCCCUGAGUGAUCUGGACCUGGAGACCCUGGCUCCCUACAUCCCCAUGGACGGAGAAGACUUCCAACUCCACCCCAUCAUUACUGAAGAGGCCCCUGGAGGCCCCGAGGGGGCCGCUGACCAAAUGGGACACCGCACCACACAGAACGGGUUCAGCAACAUCGCCAGCCUCUUCCAGCCCCUGGGAUCCCCACAGUCUGCCCACUACCAGCCCGCCAAGUGGGCCCCAGGAGACAAGAGAGGCCCCAACCACAGUGAAAUGAGCCCCAUGGACUCCAGGUCUACACUGCCCUACACAGGCCCUGCACAGAUCACCCCCUACCACACCCUAGCCAGCACCCCUUUGUCCUCCAUGGGCGGACGUCAGAACCUGCAGUGGCCCCCCGAUCCCACGUUACACUACCAACAACAAGUGGACGCCAUGGGCGGAAGCCACUCAUGUCAGAACAUGCCAGUCAACAGGAUGCACAAGCAGAGGUCAAUGGAGAACUUUGUCCAGGCCUACAGAGACAUGAGUCCUGCUAGAAUCGCCUUAGCCAACAACUUCAAGCGCUCCUUCACGCAAAUGGCAGUGGGUGACACCACUCUGAGUACGCCAUCAGAGAUGAUGUGGAAAAGGAUGAGGAAUGAAAGCUGUGCCAUCCUGGAUAGAUCUCUCAGCACCAGCUCACUGGCAGAUAAAGAUAUGUGCAUACAUGGGGGUGUUGACCAGUGUCUCAGCCCCCUUCAACGGCACAGGAAGUCCCAGUAUCCAGGAUGUGGAAACAGUGCACCUAAAAAAGCCUUCCCCGAACAGUGGUGCAACUACAGAGAAUACCGUAUGCUGCCCUCUCCCAAAACAGAGGGGGUUGCCAGUCGGCUGUUGGGCCCGUCCUUUGAGACCUAUUGUCUGCCAGAGCUCACCCGCUAUGACUGCGAGGUCAAUGUCCCUCUCCAAGGCAACCUGCACUUGCUGCAGGGCAGUGACCUACUGAGAGCCUUGGACCAGGCCACCUAGACCCAGCCCUUCACCCCCUACUCUCCUACCCUACCCUCCCCUGGACCAGGCCACCUAGACCCAGCCCUUCACCCCCUACUCCCCUACCCUACCCUCCCCUGGACCAGGCCACCUAGACCCAGCCCUUCACCCCCUACUCUCCUACCCUACCCUCCCCUGGACCAGGCCACCUAGACCCAGCCCUUCACCCCCUACUCCCCUACCCUACCCUCCCCUGGACCAGGCCACCUAGACCCAGCCCUUCACCCCCUACUCUCCUACCCUACCCUCCCCUGGACCAGGCCACCUAGACCCAGCCCUUCACCCCCUACUCUCCUACCAUACCCUCGCCUGGACCAGGCCACCCAGACCCAGACCUACACCCCCUACUCCCCCGACCCACCCACCCUACCCUACCCUGGACCAGGCCACCUAGACCCAGCACUACACCCCCUACUCCCCUACCCACCCUACCCUGGACCAAGCCACCUAGACCCAGACAUAUACCCCCAACCACCCUACCCUACCCUACCCUGGACCAGGCCACCUAGACCCUGACAUAUACCCCCAACCACCCUACCCUACCCUCCCCUGGACCAGGCCACCUAGACCCAGACAAAUACCCCCUCCCGUACUUUAUCUUACCCUACCUAGACAUAGCCCUCACCAACUUCACCUCUACCCAUCCUUACCCUCCAAUAGUCUUAGCCAAUACACCCUAGACUAACACCUCUCUACAACACUGACUGACACCUCAGCCAAGCCCCUUCCCCUGUCCUAAAGUCCUGGCACAUCUAACAUAGUACUACUCCACCACGCCCCACCCACCCAUCCUACCAUACCAAGCCCCAUACAAACCUGUUUCAUCAUCAAAGCCACACAUACCCUGCCUCCUCCUAAUCCCUCCACCCUACUGCCCAUAUGUAUCAUUAGAAAAAUGUGUGGCUUCUGUUCUAUUUUUGUUGUCUUUAUCAUAAAUUAUAUACAUGUAUCAUUUUUAGUUAUUAGUCUAUUUCUGUUAAAAGAUUUGAUCUGUUUCAGUGUUCUCAAGCUCUAUUCUGUCCCCCAAAUUGUGUGAUCUGUAGCAUACUUUUCUUCUUUCACUGUCUGUCUGUCUGUCUGUCUGUCUGUCUGUCUGUCUGACAAUAUGACGCUGUCACAGACACACUAACAAACAAAACAGUCUGAAAUCCAGAUUAAACUUCACCGAAUGUAAGCAUAAUAUCCAGGGUUUUUUUUAUAUACUUUUUUGUUGUUCUUUUACUACCCUUUCCCAUUCCUUACUGUCUAGUUUCCUUCAGUCACUGGUGUCUGUUUGCAUGCUUCUCUUGUUUCCUCAGUGUGAGCUCUCUGGAUAGUUACAGUGCUUGUCAGGCCAUGACGUUGAUUGGUCAAAUCAGAGCGUGCCCCAACAUAGGGAGGAGAGUGCUAUUUUUGGUACCUUUUUCAUGGCAUUAGAAGUCAUAUCAGAAUCAGAGAGACUUUGGCCUAGAUCACAGGAGGCUGGUGAGGGGAGGACGGCUCAUACUAAUGACUGGAAUGAAGUGAAUGGGAUGGUAUCAAACACAAUAAAACCAUGUGUUUGAUGUGUCAAUACCAUUUCAUUCAUUCCAUUCCAGCCAUUACUAGGAGCCCAUUCACCUCAAUUAAGGUGCCAGCAGCCACCUGUGGCCUAGAUUCACUAAGAUCAAGCGUUAACCGGUGACAGCCGAGACCUGCAUAGCUGGUGUUUUAGCGGUGUCGCAGGUUUAACUGCGUUACAGCUGUUAAAUAAGAGAGGUUGCUCGUGUGGUCAUUGUCACGAAGCCACACCGGUCCCACUCGCAUUACAAGUUCAGAACGAGUAUGUCUAGGUUAUAUAGAAAUUACAUCACACUCAAAUUGAGAAUCAUUAAACGAAAUAAUUAGGAUUUCUAUCAGCCUAAUCGAGGUGUAAAUUAAAUAUCACAUUCCAGUGUUUGAACUUGUAAACAAGUUGUAAACAAGGCUGCAUGGGAUUUCUCUUAAUGCGACUCCGUGUAGCCAAUGGCAAUGUCUGCCCUUAGGUAUAAUGCCGGGAGCCGCUUGUGGAUUUGACCACCUCCGACACCGCCAAAACAACUGCUAUGCAGGUGUCGGCUGGCCCUUAGUUUAAGAGAUGGCAACUCGCUAUCGACAUUGAGACUCUUUUUCUGUAUUCCUUCUCUUUCUUUCUAUUUCCUUCUCAUUUUUAGGUAUUUGUCUUUGUGUGGUGACCACUUAAAAGUUUGAAUUUAGCUUUGUACACACAUAUAUGUAUUUAAAGACAGGAGCUAUAAAGUUUCUACUAUAAUGUCAAGAUAGUGUUUUAGUGUUUAUGUGCCUUGGUACUUUGUCUUAUCUACCCAGUAGAUGCAGAUUGUAUUCCUGUGUUUUAGAUGUUACUCCAUAGUGCUGGUGUCUGUUUUGUUUUGUUUUUAAGUGGAAUUCUUUCAGAGUGUAUGCACAAGUAUAAUGAAAUUGUUAGCAGGCCAGUACUGAUCUGUUGUUGCGCUUUAAAGAAAAAAGAAAACGGAGAGGAAAAAAAUUAUACAAUUUUCUAAGUUCCACUUUUGACAUGUAGCAUUUUGAAUAUUGUUAACAAAAGAAAUUGACACAAAAGUAAUAUCUUUCAACAGUAUCUAAACAGGUGAUGGUGCUUUAUAGAUAUAACCAUCUUGCAUUUGUAGAGGCAACUUUAUAUGUUUCAUGGAUCCACUUUCAGUAACAAUGUAUUUUGAUGUUAUUGUUUAUUUUUCUUGCUGAGAUUGUCUUUAAAGGUGAUUCCUAACAGACAUGAUGUGCCUUAACAUUGCCUUAAGGUUGUCUCAAUGUUGAUUCAGCCCAGUGUUAUGCCCUUCAAAUGCACAGAUUGUAGACGUAGACGUACAGUAGAUUGUCCAAUAAAACUACACUAGCCUAUACAAAUCCAGAUGUUUAGCUUGGAGAGCUCUAGUGUCAGAUCCAGUAUGUUGAGUAGAUGUAAUUAGAAGUCCAGUCCAAACAGAGAGACGCUCUAAAGGAGAGAAUUCUAGAAAGAUGAAGAAUCAGAUUCAGCACAUGGACCUAUGUGUCUGGGACCGUGUUGAUUUAAUGCGGGUUUAGGUUGUUAAGAAACCAGAGGCUGUAAUGUGGUGUAGAAGGGGGGUAAAUUAGUGAGGGUGAUACACUAAACACUGUAAAGACCAAUCGUCAAAUACUCAGGCACUUCCCUUGACAGCUUGGUAGAACAUGUUUUGUCAAUACAAAAAUCUCAAAAUUAAAACUGUUGAAUCUAAGAUUAUUUCUGGGUUAGACGGCGCAAUAGUUAAAUAUAGACUUAGAGCAAUGGGUGGCAGAUACCUGUUGAAACCUGUUGAAACAGAUGCAGGUGGUGAUAGAGCUAUGAGACAGAGACGGAGAUAGAAGUGAGAUGGAGAACUGAGGGACAGAUAGAGAGGGACUGUGGUGCUGAACUGUGACUGACAGAGAGAGAUACAUCCUGCUCAGCCUGCCCACUGAUGCACUGAUCUCUUCACACGCUACUUCACUCAGUAGUCAGCUCAUCUCUCUCUCUCGGUCUCGCUCUCUCUCUCUCCCCCCCUCUCUCUCAUCCCUCUCUCUCUUUCUCUUUCCCUCCCACGUUCAUUUUUUAGGUACAUCCCUGCCAAGUUUAGCCACCUUGUCAACCCUAGCACAUUCUAACAAAGACAAAACAUUGCUUCCACUGUUAAUGGAAAUAUAUCGACACAGUGAGUUCCUCCAAAGACAUGAGAAAAAAUGCUCCUUGUUUUCGUUGAGCCAAAGUGAAUGGAAUGUGGGACGUUUCCUCAAAUUACCCACGUCCCAGAUAAAUUAAACACAAGGAUAAAAUGUUAGGAUGUAUAAUUGUAUGUGUUUAUUUAUUAUGUGGGAACAAUGACAAAUUACAGAUAGUUAGAUCAGACCACUCCAUUAGCUGACAAGUAUCUGGUUUUGGUCCCUAUAUGCGCUGUCUAAAACCCCCAGAUAUGCAGUAUUUAACAUGAAAAAGUAAGCAAAAAUCCCAUGCUUUGCAUUUGUUAUAUUAAACUUAUAUGAGAUUAAA
This is a messenger RNA of Salmo salar (Atlantic salmon), 7028 nucleotides long. It is a transcript of the gene epas1b, whose product is annotated as endothelial PAS domain protein 1b. The record is from RefSeq and is a predicted model, not a curated record. NCBI's taxonomy places the organism in Eukaryota, Metazoa, Chordata, Actinopteri, Salmoniformes, Salmonidae. Gene Ontology annotation, cellular component: cytoplasm; nucleus; transcription regulator complex. Gene Ontology annotation, biological process: cellular response to hypoxia; regulation of transcription by RNA polymerase II. Gene Ontology annotation, molecular function: protein dimerization activity; RNA polymerase II transcription regulatory region sequence-specific DNA binding; DNA-binding transcription factor activity, RNA polymerase II-specific.